Vitrella brassicaformis is the source of this 741-nucleotide messenger RNA. The record is from the annotation of a GenBank genome assembly. NCBI's taxonomy places the organism in Eukaryota, Vitrellaceae.
CUCUUUUCUCCUGCCUGUCGUCUACGUAAUCACUGUGCGCAUGAGAUCAGUGUCUAUCUCUCCUCCGUGAUGCCGAGUCGAUUUAGAUUGACUCUCGUGAGCACGUGCCUCUUCGCAUUUCUACGCGCAUGGCUUCUUGAACUUCGCGUGGCCGUCGACGCACAGUUCACAGCCGCCUGCGUAUUUGGCAACAAUCGCAAAGCAGAGGGAGCCACGAGAACAGCUUCAGCGGGACUGCCUUCCCGGUGGGUUAGUGAAGCACCGACAUAAAACGGGACAUGCGUGUGUGUCGUUGUAUGCGUGUGUGUGUGUGUGUGUCAUUACAGAGGUGCCGCCGGCUGGCCUGAAGCUGUCGACGUGUUCCCCACACCCCCUGCUGUACUUCAGAGAUGACGAAGGCGAAGAGAGGGCUUUGGGGCAGUGCGUGGCUGGUAAGUGAAGUCACGAACCGCUUCAUUCACAUCCCUAUGUCUUCCCUUUGCAGAGGAUGACCUGAAGAGACGACUGCGAACAGCACAGAAGAACGCCCUCGGUGUUCCUGUGAGCGCUACUGGGGAGGGCAUUCUCUGCGGUGCUGUGGAUGGCAACGGCGGCACGGCUGCUCUUUCUGUCUGCCCGCCGGACCGACCAAUCUGUGCACGCUCCAGCGACCAGCGCUUCUGCUUCUGCCUUGCUGAUGAAACAGGCGCGAAGAGCCACAAUGCCACAUCCAAUCCCAACAAUUGCAUGUGCAUUUGCUAA